Bufo gargarizans (Asiatic toad) is the source of this 1253-nucleotide messenger RNA. RefSeq names its product testis expressed 49 (gene SPMIP11). The record is from RefSeq and is a predicted model, not a curated record. Bases 36 to 407 code for a protein of 123 amino acids. The transcript is spliced from 4 exons. Lineage: Eukaryota; Metazoa; Chordata; Amphibia; Anura; Bufonidae.
AUGGCAACCGGCGACGCUUCCUUGUUGCUCUCGGCAUGGCGUUCUUCGGAAUCACGGGCCUCGGUUAUCAGGCUCCUCUGCGGGCCGCCCAGAUCCCCAGAGAUGAGAUCGCAGGAGAAAAUGGAACCAGUCUUCCUCCGCUUGUUCCCGCUUCUCCAUAUAUCAGUUAUGGGAAGUAUCAAGAUAUAGUAAGACGUCACCAACGCCUAAGAACCCCCAAACAAACUCAGAGAAUCCCACUGACCGCCGCUCAACAGUAUGGCUGGUGGCUGCCGCAAGACCCCAAGGAAAAACUUGAAAAUGUUUAUCCUUGGAUACAGAGCACCCGAUACCCCAUGAUCAACAGUCCUAUGACAAGGUUUGUGGAUCAAAUGGCAGUAACUAAUAAAGAAUUCCGCUUGUUCUGAACACCCCCUUGAUGUAUGGCUGGCCAUAGCACCCAAUACUUUUUCCAAGAUAUCCCUAGAGUGCCAUCUGAUCUAAAUGGAUUUUAAAUUUUGGCCAAUGCUUAGUGUUUAAUGUAUAGUGAUUAUCUCUUGAAUCAAUGGAAAGUAUGUAUUUUCUUUUCGUAUACUUAUAUUUACUCUCUGACUUAUGUGGCCUUGGAGAUAACAACCCCUGGGCUCCUUCCCGAACAUAAAAAACAACAACUAACCUGUGGUCACCUCGCUGCUCCGUUCCCUGGAAUAACAGGAAGCGGUUUGGUCCCGUGACCGCUGUGGCCAAUCACAGGCCCCAGUGGUGAUGUACUGUUCAAGCCUCUAUGACCCCUGAGAUCUGCGGGGACCAGGAACGGAACAGCAUCAAGACCGCCGAACUGGAUGGACAAAUGUCUUUUUUCGGCCUUAUAUACUAUGUUACCGCGGACAGGUGAGCUAUUUUUUUUUUAAGUUUGGGAGGUGCGGACAAGGGUUGUUGACUCCAAGGCCAGAUAACUACUAUAAAGCGGUUCUCCAAGAAUUUUAUACUGAUGGCCGAUCCAUAGAAUAGGUCACCAAUAUUAGCGCAGUGGGGGACUGACACCCUGUGCCUCUGCAGAUCAGCUGUCCCGCGGUAGCUCCUGUGCCAGAACUACACAGCUUCAUCUAAUGUGCACUGGACAGAGGCGGUUAAUACUGCGCUCCUCCCACUGAAGUUCAAAAUGAUGGAAGUAUAAAUAUAUGGAAGUGUCCCUUUAAAUCCAUUAUUCACAAAGCCGUUAUCAGGCAUUCUUGUCAUUCAGCAGAAAGUAAUAAAGUAACUUGUACUAUCAA